Molecule: messenger RNA, 732 nt
Organism: Etheostoma cragini (Arkansas darter)
Lineage: Eukaryota; Metazoa; Chordata; Actinopteri; Perciformes; Percidae
Product: putative protein TPRXL
Exons: 3
Coding region: 214-657 (147 amino acids)
Source: RefSeq, a predicted model, not a curated record
AGGUUUCCAUAGGUCUUGCACCCACUCUGCUGGUCUCCACAGCCGCCCACUUUUACGUCAGCAAGGGAAGCCGCUGGAUUUCCUCCCCUUCUUUAUCUAAAGGAAGUGCCAAAAUAAGCACCAGCAGCCGAGCGCCCGAGCACCUUUUCCACUGGCCACUUAGUUGGAGUCCGCGGACGAAGUCGGGAGGUUUACCACUGAAGAAGAAUCACCAUGAAGACCAUCAGGGUUGUUGUCCUCCUGCUGGCAUCUGUGCAUGUCUUCACACCAGUUUUAUCAUCAGGUGAUCUAAAUGCGACGGCAGGAACAACACACACAUCGACACCAGCUGCAACAACACCAACAGUCCCAACACAAACAUCAACAGGAUCAACCCCAGCAACAGCAUCACCAUCAGCAACAGCACCAACAUCCCCCCAAACAACAAGACCAGCAGUCAACCAAACAUCGGCCAAAGCAGACAACCAACCAGGAGCACCAAGAACCGCCUCAACAACCCCAGAGGUCGAAACAGCACCAACAGCAGCCCCAACCGUGACAUCAGCAGCCCCAGUAUCGCCCUUUGCUGAUCCUGAUGCCACCAGCAAAACCCCUGACAGUGAGUGUGCAUACACGUUAAGUGGACUGAAAACCAGACGGAUAGACAGGUUAAGUUAGGUUUAUUAAAAAGAAGAAGUCCUAACACGCUCAGCUCACAUUGAAACUUAGAUGACUUUGAAGACUGGAUUCUUA